GAACGGCGCGCUCACAGUGCUCCCGGGAUAUGCCAUCUUCUAGCCUUAUUUACGUGCUCCCCCACCCUAAGAACCUCACAGCACAGCUUACCUGCCGUAGCCAUCUGCAUAAAAGGCAAUUCCUGACGUAAGAGAACUUCCCUAUGUUAACAUGUGGCCAAAAGAGAAAGAGAGAGAGAGAGAGAGAGAGAAACAAGGGGGAGAAAAAAAAAAAAAAAAACCAGCCUGUUUGGUCCGCCCUCCUGGGCUGUUGCUACCUUGCAGUUUAUGACAUACAGAUAGAGGGAGGUCUGGUGUGAAGUGAACGAGGCAGCCUAAGAGCCGGUCCAUUCCCGGGGAAACCACGAGUCCCCUGGCACAGGCAGCUCUCCCUACUUUCCGGAGGGAUUUCUUUUGUGUGACUUGGAGAGGGGCUCAUGAAUGAUUGCUAAACGUGUGCCUCGCUCAGGCGAGCCGCGCAGGGAGGGAGUGACCCAGCCAAGUGCGGGCAGAGCCGGCGAACGCAGACCGCGCAGUGCUGGAAUUGGCUCCACUCUUGCAGUUUUUGAAGUCAGCAGAACAGAAAUCAAAUUACUCUCCUGUUACGCCGGUUGAGGCUCAAGAAGAAGGGACUCUACACUGGCUUAAUUACCGUGGGAGAUGCAGCAAGUCCCAGAACAGCAAAGUAUGUCUAACGUGUGGACCCUGAAAACAAAUGAUCGCAUUUUUCUUCCCGAAUGCUCCAAACUCUGCAACCUCUGUUAAAAAGUUCAUCCUGCUUUUCUGACCUUGCUUUGAAGGGGGAAAAAAAAAAAUGAAACCAAACAAGACUCCACGAACCCCGUGAAGGAAGGAGAUACAAAAAGCCACUGCAGUUCAGCUCCCAUUGUAAUCAUGAGAGAAAAAAGGCGACCCAAGGAGCCCAGCAUGUAUGCCGCCUUCAGUGUGACAGAGCGUGGGGACAUAAAGAUGUAUGGCGAGCUGAGGCUCUAACUUGGUAGUUUUUCUUUACUUCAUCUGCUACAAAUUCCGGCUUAGAAAUGGAUAUUCUUUUUGAGGAAAAUGCUUCCUUGAGCCCAACAACAAACUCCUUAAUGCAAUCAAAUGAGGACCCAAGGCUCUACAUCAAUGACUUUAACUCCGCAGAAGCUAACACUUCAGAUGCAUUUAACUGGACAGUGGACUCGGAAAAUCGAACCAACCUUUCCUGUGAGGGCUGUCUCUCACCACCAUGCUUCUCCUUACUUCAUCUCCAGGAAAAAAACUGGUCUGCUUUGUUGACAGCUGUAGUGAUUAUUCUAACCAUUGCUGGGAACAUACUCGUCAUCAUGGCAGUGUCCCUAGAGAAAAAGCUGCAGAACGCCACCAACUAUUUCCUGAUGUCACUUGCCAUAGCUGAUAUGCUGCUGGGUUUCCUUGUCAUGCCCGUGUCCAUGCUAACCAUCCUGUAUGGUUACCGGUGGCCUCUGCCUAGCAAGCUCUGUGCUGUCUGGAUUUACCUGGACGUGCUCUUCUCCACGGCUUCUAUCAUGCAUCUCUGUGCGAUCUCACUAGACCGCUACGUUGCCAUCCAGAACCCCAUCCAUCACAGCCGGUUCAACUCCAGAACCAAGGCCUUUCUGAAAAUAAUUGCUGUUUGGACCAUAUCAGUGGGUAUCUCUAUGCCAAUACCAGUCUUCGGGCUACAGGAUGAUUCCAAAGUCUUUAAGGAAGGGAGCUGCUUACUUGCGGAUGACAACUUUGUCCUGAUCGGCUCUUUUGUGUCAUUCUUCAUUCCCUUAACCAUCAUGGUGAUCACCUACUUUCUAACUAUCAAGUCACUCCAGAAAGAAGCUACUCUGUGUGUGAGUGAUCUUGGCACACGGGCCAAACUAUCGUCUUUCAGCUUCCUCCCUCAGAGUUCCCUGUCUUCAGAAAAGCUCUUCCAGCGAUCCAUCCACAGGGAGCCAGGGUCCUACGGCAGGAGGACUAUGCAGUCCAUCAGCAACGAGCAAAAAGCUUGCAAGGUGCUGGGCAUCGUCUUCUUUCUGUUUGUGGUGAUGUGGUGCCCAUUCUUCAUCACGAACAUAAUGGCCGUCAUCUGCAAAGAGUCCUGCAACGAGAACAUCAUCGGCGCCCUCCUCAACGUGUUUGUUUGGAUCGGUUACCUCUCCUCGGCGGUCAACCCACUCGUGUACACACUGUUCAACAAGACCUACAGGUCAGCCUUUUCCCGGUACAUUCAGUGUCAGUACAAGGAAAAUAAAAAACCAUUGCAGUUAAUUUUAGUGAACACUAUACCGGCCUUGGCCUACAAAUCUAGUCAGCUCCAAACAGGACAAAAAAAGAAUUCCAAGAAAGAUGCCAAGAGCACAGAUAAUGACUACAGUAUGGUUGCUCUAGGGAAACAGCACUCAGAAGAUGCUCCUACAGACAAUAUUAACACAGUGAAUGAAAAGGUUAGCUGUGUGUGAGAGACUGGUUGCCAUAGCAACCACGGAGGGCACACUAGGCAAAUUUUCACCUAUUCUGGGGGGAAAAAAAAAAAAAGAAAAUAGGGAGACUGGAA
Mustela erminea (ermine) is the source of this 2527-nucleotide messenger RNA. It is a transcript of the gene HTR2A, whose product is annotated as 5-hydroxytryptamine receptor 2A. Lineage: Eukaryota; Metazoa; Chordata; Mammalia; Carnivora; Mustelidae. The transcript has 4 exons. The record is from RefSeq and is a predicted model, not a curated record. The coding region runs from base 1020 to 2432 and encodes 470 amino acids. Gene Ontology annotation, biological process: chemical synaptic transmission; G protein-coupled receptor signaling pathway, coupled to cyclic nucleotide second messenger. Gene Ontology annotation, molecular function: G protein-coupled serotonin receptor activity; neurotransmitter receptor activity. Gene Ontology annotation, cellular component: plasma membrane; dendrite.